Molecule: messenger RNA, 411 nt
Organism: Rangifer tarandus platyrhynchus (Svalbard reindeer)
Lineage: Eukaryota; Metazoa; Chordata; Mammalia; Artiodactyla; Cervidae
Source: the annotation of a GenBank genome assembly
AUGCUGGCGUCACUGGUACUGGGCAUUUCUGCUGGGAUUCACGGGAGUGACCAUGGCCUUCAAGAAGGAAAGUGUCUCCAGAGCAGGAAGAACAGUGGUCUUACAGACGCCAGCAAUGGCAACCAUGCCUUCCGGAUACCACACUCACACCAGGCGGACCAGCCGGCCUCCCGGCCCAGGCUGCCAGGAGCUCCUCCCACUUAUGCUACAGAGCAUCGCGAACCCCGGCCCCGGAAGGAAGGGCCACCCCCGAAAGCUGUCCCUGAGUCAGACGGUGAAGGAGCGUCUGGAAUAAGUGGGGACAGCAGUCCUGCUGGGUCGGGAAAGCGGUGCCCUAGGCAGCUGGUCUUCACGCCUCUAGGUGCUGGCCGCCACCUCCAGAGAGGAGCACCAGCUGGGUUUGGAGGGUGA